UUUCCACUUUUCCCUAGUUUUUUUGUUUUCCCUCUUUUUAUUUUUUGAACCUUAAUGUUUUUCUCUCUCUUUCUCUCCUCGCUUCCAAACAUUUUUUAAAUUAUAAACUCAUCCCGCUGAACUACCUAAAUAAAAAUAAAUCCUUUAUUCAAAUGUCAACCAGGGGCAGCUACGGGCAGCAGGUGCCAGACCUUACGCGCCGGAGCAACGGUUCUCAGGGCAUUGUUCCAAGCAGACAGAGCGCGACAAAUCUGGUUCGCGAACGACACGAAUUCACUCGGCUGCAGCUGAUUGACGAUGAGCAAAACUUUUCAGAAGAGUUGCCAAAUUAUAUGCAGAACAAAUGGGGUCUGGAGGAUAGCGGGUUCAACUACGAUGUGGUCGCGGUGUUUGGAUCGCAGAGCACAGGCAAAAGCACGCUGCUGAAUCGGCUGUUUGGCACGCGAUUCGACGUGAUGAACGAGGGGCAGCGGAAGCAAACAACACGGGGAAUCUGGGCAGACCGCGGUACAGACGGCAUGCCUAUCCUCAUUCUGGACGUAGAGGGCACUGACGGGCGCGAACGCGGCGAGAACCAGGACUUUGAGCGCAAGAGUGCGCUGUUCUCGCUGGCGAUCAGCGAGGUGCUGAUAGUUAACAUGUGGGAGACGAUGGUCGGGCUGUACAACGGCGCCAACAUGGGCCUGCUGAAGACCGUAAUGGAGGUUAACCUGCAACUGUUUGGCGGAAAUCGCAACAGUAAAACGCUGCUGUACUUUGUCAUUCGCGACCACGUCAGCUCGACACCGCUGAGCAGCCUGGCGGACACGCUGAACAUCGACCUGCAACGAAUCUGGGACGGGCUGAGCAGGCCUGACGGCCUGGAAAAUGCGCAGCUGAGCGACUACUUUGACGUUCGGUUCACAUCGCUGUCGCACAAGAUGCUGCAACCAGAGAACUUUGAGCGCCAGGCGCUGGAUCUUCGGCGCCAGUUUACGGACAAGAAGAGCGAUGACUACGUGUUCCAACCGGCGUACAAGCGGCGGGUGCCCGCAGAUGGGUUCCCGAGGUACGCGCAGGCCGUGUGGGAGAAGGUUGUGAGCAACAAGGACCUUGAUCUGCCGACGCAGCAGGAGCUGCUGGCGCAGUACCGGUGCGACGAGAUUGCCGCCAUGGCUAUUGGCCCAUUCCGCGAGGCCGUUGAGUUGCUCAGGCCGCGGGUGCAGCGUGGGCAGAUUGUUGACGAGCUCGGCGACGUGUCACGCAAGGCGCGUACACAGGCCAUUGGUGCGUUCGACGAGCAGGCUGCGCGGUACCACUCGGAGGUGUACCAGAAGAAGCGCGCCGCGUUCGUGCAGACGCUGGAUAGUGAGCUGCACGCGAUGUUCCUGAACCAGGUCAAGAACGCGCUGACGCUGGCGGCCGAGACCUUUUCCAGCCAGGGCUUCCGCGCGCUGGAGGAGGGCGCUAACGAGGGUCGCGGGUUUAACGAGACCGUUGGCGCUGUGCGGGUCCAUAUGGAGGAGCAGUUCAUAGCGACAGUCAGGGCACUUGCCGUGCCCGGCGUGUCGUGGUCGUUCGAGACCGAGAUCGAGCAGCUCGAGGCGCAGCUCGAGGCAAUUAUGGCGAAGUUGCGCAAGGCUGAAAUGGAGCGCGUACUGGAGCGGCUGCGGCGCGACGCGCGCGAUGCUGUGACUGAGUCCGUUGCGGAGCACCUUGGCAACCCGGACGAUGGCAUGUGGGCGGGUGUCAUGGCAGGCUUCGACGCAGCCUGUGUGCAGGCCGACUCACAGCUGAUCAAGCGCAUGGACGCGGCUGGCGUCGAGCCCCAGGCGCGGUCGGCGCUCGGGCGCAAGCUGCACCAGUUGCUGUGGGACGAUACUGCCGAUGUGUUGCGCGAGGAGGUGGCCGACCAGAUGGUGCUGCUCAAGCUGCGGACGGCGCUGGAGGACCGGUUCCGCUACGAUGCAGCGGGGCUUCCGCGUGUGUGGCGGCCAACCGAUGACAUUGACGCGGAAUUUGCCACGGCGCGCUCGGCUGCUCAGGCGCUGCUUCCCAAGUUUAGCAAGGUGGACAUCAGUGGCAGCAUCAAGCUGCGCCGGCCUGCGGACUUUUUCCCGGCCGGAUACGACUUUGCGCGCACCCUGGUUCUUAUUUCACCAGCGCGGGCGCGUGAAGUGGGCAAGCGGUUUGGGCGCGAGGCCGAUGCGCUGUAUUUGGAGGCCAAGCGGGCAAUGGUAACGACACAGAACCAGGUGCCCAUGUGGGUGAUUGCGUUGCUUGUCAUGCUGGGAUGGAACGAGGCAAUGACUGUGCUGUUCAACCCGAUUUAUUUGAUUCUCGUUUGCUUGAUUGGCGGCGCAGCCUUCGUUGUGCAUAAUUUGGGCAUGUGGGGCCCUCUUUUGCGCACCGUCAAUGGGCUUGCUGGGAUGGCCAACGACCAUGUACACCAUUUGCUCGUUGAGGCUGUCAAUCGCACUGAGCCUGGGCGCCCUGGAGCCAAGGCUUCUACCGUUGGGAGCGGCAGUGACAAUCUGCUAGCUAGGAAGAGCAGCAGUGUGCGCAUCUCCGAGAAUAUUGAGCUGGAGCCGCUCGGCGAAGGCAAUAUGGCGCCGUCUUCGGCUGGGUUGACCGAUACUGAUAACAGCAGCCGGUACGUAUCGCGGAGUAACAGUGGUUUUAUUUCAUCCUGAAUUCUCUCUCCUUUUUCUUAUAUUCACCCUCUAUUAUAUUCUUUUCAUAUUUAUACAUACAUACACACGCAUGCAAAUUAUAUCAUUCAUCGAGGAAAAAAGUAUACAUGUCGCGGGAUAUGCCAUUGCCAAGCGUAAAUGUGUGGCAUAAAUAACUUUAGCAA
Kickxella alabastrina is the source of this 2836-nucleotide messenger RNA. RefSeq names its product root hair defective 3 GTP-binding protein. Gene Ontology annotation, cellular component: endoplasmic reticulum. Gene Ontology annotation, molecular function: GTP binding; GTPase activity. Bases 153 to 2672 code for a protein of 839 amino acids. The record is from RefSeq and is a predicted model, not a curated record. NCBI's taxonomy places the organism in Eukaryota, Fungi, Kickxellomycota, Kickxellomycetes, Kickxellales, Kickxellaceae. Gene Ontology annotation, biological process: endoplasmic reticulum membrane fusion. The transcript is spliced from 3 exons.